Molecule: messenger RNA, 2578 nt
Organism: Cuscuta epithymum
Lineage: Eukaryota; Viridiplantae; Streptophyta; Magnoliopsida; Solanales; Convolvulaceae
Source: the annotation of a GenBank genome assembly
CACCGUAGGAAAACCUAAUUUCUCUUCCGUGGUUCCAUCUGUGGCCGGGUCCCCUCUCUUCAUCGUGGACAAUCGGCGCUCUGAGAUUUCUCUAACGUCUAUCCGGCUUUCACUCUUUUCCUAUUCAAUAGUCGCUCCUCUCAGGUGGUUUAACUUGUAAUGUUGUGAGUGGAAAUUUCCAAUCGAAGUUAAAAACAUGCACUCUGCAGAAGCCAAGAGUGUAGCUUAUCUACGGACUGUUAUGUGUUAUAUCCUCUGUUCUAAAAAUCGUUCUAUGCGUCCGACUAGUCCCCCUAGGCGCUAGGUGGUGGUCGGGCGCCCCGAUUUUUGUCUAGGUGUUCCGACUAAUUGGUUUGCCGUCUAGGGGAAUUAGUUGGCUGCCUAUGGCUCCUAGUUGCCUGCCCAGUUCGCCUAAUCGGCCGUGUAGACCGUCUAGAUUCGUCAAACAUUACUUUACAUUUUAGUUUUAAUUUUCUAAAAGAUAUACGUACUUUAGCUUUAGCCAUAGAUAUAAAGAAAUGAAGUUGUAAAUUAAGACAAAACUAUAUAUGUUUCUAUUUAUACCUAAAUUUCAUCAUUAUAUAUAUUUAUAACAUAAUAAUGAAGUUAAGUGAUUACUUAUCAUAUACUACGUAUGAUUAAAUGUGAUAAUUCUAUCAUUCAGGUUUGUUAAGGUAUAUGUAUAUAUGUAUUUUAUACACUCAAAAAUACAAUAUUGCUUAUUAUAUUUAUGCAAAAAUAUAGAUAAAAAUGCAUUUUCUUUGUCUUCGACUAGUCCCCGCCUCGGCACCCGCCUAGGCGCUAGGCGCUGGGCUGGCGUCCGACUAGCACCUAUGGCCAGUUGUAGAAUGGUAGUUAUUGUGUAACUACUGACAAUGUAAACAACUUUUUCACUUGAUAUAUCUGGAAUUUUGCAGUUGAAAAUCUGCCACUUGAGUCGGAUGAUUUACCUUGCGUGGGAACAGUUGGGGAACAGACCAUCCCCUUUCUAUUGAUACAAAUAUUGCAAUAUACUAAACUAUACAAGUCAGGAAAGACCAACCUAAGAUUCUCGCCAUCUCCUUCGCACGAAUAAUCUUAUCUAAUCUUGUUUUCAAUAUAAUGUCUAGUUGUCGUCGUAGGACAACAGUAACAAGUGAACUGCCUCAAGAGGUAAAGGAAAGAAUACUGGAGUGCAUGUCCACUCGAGAUGCCGCCAGAAGUUCUCUCCUCUCAACUCAGUGGAGGGAAGCUUGGUACCGCCAAGGUCAACUCUUCUUUGAUUCGGCCUUCUUCAGAUCCCUCGAAAACAUGAGCAAUUCUGACAAUGAUAGCUUGUCUAUUGUGAGCAUAAUAAACAACAUUCUCAUUCUCCGGGCUGGACCUCUUAAAAAGUUUAAGUUACAGAUGUAUUACAAUUCUAACCCCCUGCUGCCAAAGCAAUCUGAUUUGGACCGGUGGUGUCUUUAUAUGUCUAGAAACAGCAUUGAAGAGCUUGACCUCUCUAUGAGUCAUUCCGGACCAAAAUAUAAGGUUCCAUCAUGUCUAGUCUCAUGCAACACUAUCAAGAAACUGAAACUUGAUUAUUUCGAUUUCUACUUGCCGGUAGAUGCUUCGUGCAUAUUCCCCAGGCUCACGUACUUAGAUUUCCGCAGUGUUGAGUUCUUUAGGGGUAGUGAUAAAUUUGAUAAGAGGCUGGUCUUCAGUAUUCCGAAGCUUGAGAAGCUGGGUUUGUACAUGUGUUCUCAAAUCAAGAGUUUUGCCAUCAGCGCCCCAAAACUUAAAAGUUUGACCGAAGUUGGUUUUGAAUGUCCGGUUGGAAGCUCCAGAUUGCUCAAGCUUCAUUUGACCUCUAUUGUGACACUUAGAUUGUUGCUAUAUUAUUAUUCGGCUAGGGCUCUUGCGGUGGCCUCCUCAACCUUUCCAAUUGCAAUCAAUCUGCAAGAAAUCAUACUUGAUGCCUUCGAUUUUAGUUCAAAGGACCAUCUUACAUAUGCUGGCCAAUUGUUUAAGAAAUCCCCCAAGCUAUGUGUGCUGGAGAUUGAAUAUGUGGAACGUUCUCAAGUAGCUGAUCCAGCACUUUUGGAGGACCUUAUGGAAGCUGAUUUCAGGAUGCUUGAAACAGUGAAGCUUGACGGGUUCAGAGGAUCUGAAAUCGAACUAUGCCUUGUGAAAUUACUACUCUCUAAGUCGCCUGCACUGCACGAUGUUGUUAUUUAUGAAGCUCGUGAUAUCGAUUCUUCUAUGGCUUCUGAGGCCCCAAAGAAACUUCUGAGCUUUCCUCGUGCGUCUCCCAAAGCACAAAUUGUCUACAAAUGAGUACAUUUCCCAGUGUUAUGUUAAUAAAUUAUGGACUUGUGGGAAUAUCCUGACUGUAUGUUUUGCUAUAUAAUAAGGAGUUUUAUAAUCAUGAAAACCAAUGGUUGCAUGAUUAAGAGUUUGAGAGUAUAUUAGUGUAUGUAGUUCUGUGUAGUUGUGUAUGUAGUCCCAAAACUUGUAAUAACCUUAAUGGUACCAUUUGUACAAUUCCAACUAUAAAUAAUCCGUAUAUCACAAGACAUCCGUUCAGAGAAUGUAUGUUCAUUUUUUAUGGUAUCGA